Messenger RNA from Coffea arabica (coffee), 5624 nucleotides. Lineage: Eukaryota; Viridiplantae; Streptophyta; Magnoliopsida; Gentianales; Rubiaceae. The record is from RefSeq and is a predicted model, not a curated record.
CACCCAUAACACUACACACUGAAAACGGUAAAUCAUUAGAAAAUUUGCAUGAUUUCCAUUUAUGAAUAAUUUUGACUAGUGGGUUCUGCAUUUUGCUCUCCCGACGGCCAAUCUGAACCGGCGAUACUCGCCGGAGCUCAUAUUACAGCGGUUGAUUUCAAUGACUUCAUCACAACAUAAAUGAAGAACAACAGCGUGCCGCCGCCAUCCCAUAUGUUUGCAUCCUGCAAUGCCCUUUCUCUUCUCCCCAACUCGCAUUCUCAAGCCGUCAUUUAAGCCCAGUAACAAGAAUAAUACUUGCAUAGUCCAAAACUUUCUGAAUCUUUGCUCUCAAGGUCACCUUCAAGAAGCUGUCAAGUCUUUAGACCUCUUAGCGCAAAAGGGCAUUCGUUUGGACUGUAAAAAAUUAGCUUUUCUCAUACAGAAGUGUGCUGAGUCCAAGAAUUUGAAAUUGGGCAGAUGGGUUCACCUCCAUAUAAAGGUUACUGGUCUAAAACACCCCAAUGCAUUUUUAGCCAAUCAUUUGAUCAAUAUGUACGGUAAAUGCGGCGAUCACAUUGAAGCACGCCGAGUGUUUGAUAAAAUGAGCUUAAGAAAUUUGUAUUCUUGGAACAACAUGCUUUCUGGGUAUGCUAAACAACUUAUGGUAAAGCCUGCAAGGAGGUUGUUUGAUAAAAUGCCCGAGAGGGACGUUGUAUCGUGGAAUACUAUGGUAAUUGCCUACGCGCAGAGUGGUAUAUGUGAUGAAGCUUUGAGGUUUUAUAAAGAGUUGAGGAGGUCAGUUAUUGGGUUUAAUGAGUAUAGCUUUGCUGGAGUGGUGACGGUUUGUGUGAAGUUAAGGGAGUUGAGGCUAACAAAGCAGGUCCACUCUCAAGUUUUGGUAGCAGGGUUUUCACUAAAUGUGGUCCUUUCUAGUUCCAUUGUUGAUGCAUAUGCUAAAUGUGGGGAAUUGGGUGAUGCCAGGAAAUUAUUUGAUCAGAUGGGAAGAAGGGAUGUUCUGGCUUGGACCACUUUGAUAUCAGGAUAUGCCAAAUGGGGUGAUAUGGAGUCAGCCAGGGUGUUAUUUGAUGUGAUGCCUGAAAGGAAUCCUGUUUCUUGGACUGCUAUGAUUUCAGGUUAUGCUCGUAAUAACAAGGGACAUGAGGCCCUUGACUUGUUUAUGAAGAUGAUGAUGCUUUGCAUUAGACCUGAUCAGUUUACUUUUAGUAGUUGCCUCUGUGCUAGUGCAAGUAUAGCCUCACUCAAACAUGGUAAACAAAUCCAUGCACAUUUGAUAAGGAUUAAAUUUAGGCCUAAUUCAAUAGUUUUAAGUUCUCUCAUUGACAUGUAUUCAAAGUGUGGUUGUCUGGAACUUGCAAAGCAAGUUUUUGAUGUUGUGGGUGACAAACAAGACGUAGUAUUGUGGAACACAAUGUUAUCUGCACUUGCACAGCAUGGUUCUGGUGAGAAAGCAAUAAAUUUGUUUGCUGAAAUGGUGACAGUGGGCGUUAGACCAGACAAAAUCACCUUUCUUGUUCUUCUCAGUGCAUGUAGUCACUCAGGGCUUGUGCACGAGGGACUUAGGUUAUUUGAGUCAAUGAAUCGCGAUCACAAUAUUGUUCCAGAUCAGGAACAUUAUUCUUGCUUAAUUGAUAUUUUAGGUCGAGCAGGACGAUUCCAUGAGGUAAUGGAUCAUCUAAGAAAGAUGCCAUGCAAACCGGACGAACAUGUCUGGAAUGCCUUAAUUGGUGUUUGUACGAUGCAUGGAAAUAUAGAGCUGGGAAGAAUAGCAGCAAAACACCUUCUUCAGUUGAAUCCUCAAUCACCAGCAAUCUACAUAUCACUGUCAAGAAUAUAUGCAGCACUUGGCAAGUGGGACUCUGUGAUGAGGUUGAGACAGCUAAUGAAUGAGUGGAAUGUUAGCAAAGAACAAGCACUUAGUUGGUUAGAAAUAGAUCAUAACUUGCAUCAAACUACUGUAUCUGAUAAAGUCAAUUCAUCAUCAUUAGGAGAAGCUAACCCACUUGUUGAACUGUUGGCUGAUCGCGGUGGAAUAUGAUCACCCAGUAACAAAUGGUGAAGACAGAACCUUUUCCUAUUUUGAAAUGUUUUGUCCUGGUGAGUAAAAAAGGCAUACGAAGUUACUUUUUUUAAACCCCUGUAUUUCUUAUUGAUUAGAUUAUUAAUGAAACACCCCACUAGAUGGGAAUCGGAGAGGAGAUUUGUCUUUUUUCGGAAUCUUUGUAUAGAUGGGAUGGAAACAUCCAUAUUUGUCUUUUUCAUUGCUUUCUUAGUGCAUUCUUAAGAUGGGCCCUACAAUACCAUAUCUGGUCAAUUUAGCUUUUCACAUUCUUGAUAGUGUUGAAAUAUCUUUUCCUAAAUUGUUCAUGAAUUUAGUAAUAAGAGGUCUACUUGUCAGUAUAAGAUCUUCGCACACGAUUGUAUCUUUGCUUUCCUUCUCUUCCUCUUUUGCUUUCUUGGAUUGUAAUUUUUUAAGUACCUGCUGUUUGUCUUUAGAGGAAAACUUUUCUGCUUGUUGAAUUCCUUUCAUUGUUCUUUUGUUCAAAGUUUCAAGGUUUAUUAUGGGUGGGUAGGGAGAUAAAACCUCUCAUUCCUACCUAUGAAAUAAGGAAAAAUAGAUGCUUCAAGGUGAGUAUGUCCCUCACCCACUUGGCUAUCUGCAGUAAUUAAUUAAGCAUUGAUUAACAAAUCAAAAUGCAAGAUUUGGGUUUUAAGAUGGUAUCUGCUACUUGCACAUGCUCAGUCAGCUAAUAGAUUCCUUGAAUCUUUGUUUGAUGGACCUUUAAAAGUUUUAUUUAUAACAUGAUAAAAUGAGAAAUGUGCUGUUCUUGGGGGAUUCUAUCAUGCAUUGGUUUCCUGGUUUUCAACUAUUCUCCAAGAGACAUUGCCAACAUUGUGAGUUUUCUUUUUGUGGAAGAAAUCCUGGGUAACCAGUAAUACCAGGCAAAGGAUUUUUUUUUCCCCAGUCUUGUGUAUUGUAUUUGGACUGCUUUAACCCUGUAUGGUGCAUCGACCUCCGUAUUACUGCACAUAAUUCUACUUACUUAUCUGUUCCUUUUUAACUUUUUUAUCCUUUGACUGCUUAUUUAUGUUUGAUUUUCUGGUUGAUCUGUUUUGGUGAUGUACUCGUUUUCUGUCUCGUCGCUGGUGACUUUUAUGUCCAGACUUUUGCCUGUUAUGUAUUUUCAUUCAUGUUAAUAACCAUCAUGUUUUAGGAGGUCUGGCUUAUUCUCUUGGCUUGGCAGUUAAGUUUAGUAUUCUGAUCUAUUUAUAACUCAAUUCUUUCUUUUAUAUUGUUUGGUUCACAUUAUAUGCUACGAGUCCCAAAAAGCCAGUUUGGAAGGUAGGAUUAGGGAUGUUAAUGGAUGAAAAUGAAAUUUAAUAAAAAAGAAGAGAUAUGGUGUGGCGGAAGGCUAUGACUUUCAGCAAUAAUGGAACGUUAAGAAUUCCCUUUUUCUUUUUCCUUCAUAUAUUUUCUAAAUUUAAACAAAAUAGUAAUUUUGCUCAGUUGUAGUAAGUGGAGGUUUUGCUGAUAGGCCAAAUGGACAACUUCACAUGAUAAAUGAUCUGUUUGCAUUAUUGAGAUGGACAAAAAAUUGGAGGAUUUGUAGCUCAAUUCAUAGAAGCAUGGAUAUUCUUAAGAUGUUUAGCAAAUGAAGAUGCAUUGUGGCUAGCUGGAUGGGGAUAAGCCCAUGACUUUACUUGGAUUGAGCAAAUCUAUACUUUCAGGCAGUUUUUAAGAUGGAGUAAAUUAAAAUUGUACAUAGAAGCUGUUCUGAGUCUAUUAUGGUGGUAAGUUGUUGGAAAUGAUAUGUUGAGAGUCUGAUUGUCUUUGCUGCUGCUUUUUUAAAAAAAAAAUAAGAAUUCCAUUUAUAAGAUGAUUAUUUUUUUAUUUCAUUUUCUUUCCCUCUCUUGAUAGGAUUUUAUGCUUGAGUUGGAGUCUUGUUCCUCUUUUCUAAAAUCAUUGCAUAACAGAAUGGCUUCAUUCACUUAAAUUUGUAUUUCAGUCCCUUCUGCUGUUUUUGUUGGUCUUUUUUUUAAAAAAAAAAAAUUUAGACACUUUACUUCUUUUCUCCCCUUCACUGACUUGUAUCCUUAAACGUCUAUGAAAUGAUGAUUUAACGCCUUAAUUGUAUUUUUUUCCCUGGUUUAAGAAGGUAACAUUUGGAGUUAUUGAAGGAGGUCUUUGUUGCAGCUAAUCAGUGAAUUGGGAUUGUGGAAAAAAUGCAGUUGGUUCAAUGACAAAGAAUGUGAAAAGGACUGUGCCAUUCUUUUGAGAGAGUUAGAUCUGGGAGUGAAUCACAGACAUAUUUCUUGAAUGAAAAAAUAGAGUGAAAGCACCUGCUUCUAGAAAUGAUUAUUUGAAGCUUAUAAAUCAAUGAAUUGUAUGAAGCACACCCAUAUGCUUGAACUGAAGAUUUGGGCAAUCCAUGGCAUAGAAGUACAAAUCAAAUCAGUUGAAACAGUACCAAAAAGUGGUUUUGUAAUUUGAGGCCUCAUAGAUUGAAGUUCAUGUAAGCAAUAGUCACUCUACCUCUAAGCUGGUCUAUGGCUCCUGUGAAGAUAGAUUGCAGUAUUUCAGCUCAUUAUUGUUUUUAUUUCUUGUUGGAGUGGACUAUGCUUUAAUUCGUAGGUAUAAGGGAGUCUUUUGUUUUGCAGCUUGAUUCCUUUGCUGAGGCAAAGAACAGCUUCAUGAUAUCUCAUGUUUUGGGGGUGCUUUCUUGCUUUACAAGAUGCCUUGGAGAAAAGGUUUGCCAGCAUUUUGUGAAGAUCACAUGCAGUUGAUGAUGUCAGAUAGGCAGUCAUGAAGUUUGGAAGCGAAGUUUAAUUUUGAAGGAAAACAGUGCUGAGCUUGGACAUGAUCAAACUAAGGCCAUGGGAUAGUGGUGAUAUAUUUUUGAAGAACCAAAUCGCUGCCUCUUCUGGCCUUUCUAAAAGAAGAUUUGUCUUGAUUCUGGCCAUUUAGAUUUUUUUUCCCCAUCUCACUGCUUAUCUCCUUCCAUCAGGAUACUCUUUUUUGCUUUUUGGUUGGUCAGGUUGGAGUCUGUGGUGACCAGGAUUACUGACACAAUUGGAAUUCGAUCCAUUGAUACUCCUGAAUUUCACUGAUUCCAUAACACCAUUGGUGAUGAAACUGCAGCCUUGUAUCAAUGCCAACUCAAUUUGCAAACUUGGAGAUUCUGGGAAUUGGGAGUAAUCUCAUUUCCAUGCUAAUAUCAGACCCAUCCUUUGUCUGCACUUUUCUCAAGCAUGCCUAAAAACACCACUUGUUCUGAAGCACAGAAGCAGACAGCAGUAGUUGAAGGGAGUGACUUUGACAAUUUUACCUUUACCUUCAGCUGUUGAAUGGGUUUUCAGUUUGACAGUAAAAGUAGGUCAGAGUAUUUGAAUGCCAACAACAUAGUAAAAAUGUAGAAUUGGAUAAACUCUUGAAUGGGGAUAUAACAGAUAUCUCUCUUUUUUUUUUUUUUAUCAUUUACUUCUGAAUGACGGUAUAGUCAAAUGCUCGAAUUUGUUCAUAGCCCUUUCUUGGUUGAUGUUAGUAACUUCUGAAACUAUUUCUGUGAAGUUAUGGCAUUUGCAGUUGCACUUAACAAGACUAUUGGAAUGAACUUAUUUAGAUG